This is a messenger RNA of Abrus precatorius (Indian licorice), 4336 nucleotides long. Its product is annotated as K(+) efflux antiporter 2, chloroplastic-like. Gene Ontology annotation, biological process: potassium ion transport; proton transmembrane transport. The transcript has 22 exons. NCBI's taxonomy places the organism in Eukaryota, Viridiplantae, Streptophyta, Magnoliopsida, Fabales, Fabaceae. The coding region runs from base 250 to 3861 and encodes 1203 amino acids. Gene Ontology annotation, cellular component: chloroplast; membrane. Gene Ontology annotation, molecular function: potassium:proton antiporter activity. The record is from RefSeq and is a predicted model, not a curated record.
ACAAUUAAAAUAAAAAAAUACCUACAAAAUUGCCAGAUUUGGAUUGUUUAGUUUUGACCAUCGAAUACCACGCCGAUUCGUUCAAAACUUCCGUCAUUUUUUGUUCCUUCGUCGUCAGUUCUUACACUCUUUUUCCACUGUGAAACCUAUCCUUCGAUACACAGGUCUUGAUGGAUUGCUGAUUGGUGGAAUGUAAAAUGCUUUGAACAGUUGUCUCUCUGAGAGUUGAGUUGUGUUAGGUUGAGGAAUAUGAACAUGGAUAUGGCUUGUAGUUUGCCGCAGUCAAGAAUGUUACACGGAGGUGUGGGGACGAAUUAUAGACACAGAUCAGCUGGUCAGUUAGUUCAUUUUGAUUUUAGAAGGAGAGGUUUUGGUUGUGCAUUUCUUGGCAACUCAAGAAUUGUUUCAAGAUUGAGUAUCAGUGGGAUGAGCAAAGUUGGUGGUGUAUCUACUUGUUGGAAUAAUUCAAGAGUCAUUUCUGGUGGGGAGUUUAAAGUUUUGAAUAUGAAGAGCAGUUUGUCUUGUAAGAAUAAUAAUAAUCUUUUCAUGGGAUCUAGAGUAAUUUGGUCAAAGUGCCAGGGUAAUGAUUCUUUAGCUUAUGUUAAUGGAAAUGGCCGGAAUGUUGAUUAUGCAGCAGAAGGUUCGGGUGAGGAUGCAGGAUCAGGCCCCAUCCCUAAUGCUGAACUGGAUGCACCUUCAGAAGAAGGGCAAGCAGGGAAGAAAGGAAGCAGUGAAGUAGCACUAGAGGAACAAAGUGUAGAUGAACUGAAAGAACUAUUGCAAAAGGCCUUGAAAGAGCUAGAAGUUGCUCAAAUAAAUAGUACCAUGUUUGAGGAAAAGGUUAAAAAAAUAUCAGAGACAGCCAUUUUUUUGCAUGAUGAAGCAGUAAAUUCUUGGAACAGUGUUAAUUCUACCCUUGACAGUCUCCAAGAAAUAGCGAAUGAAGAACUUUUGGCCAAAGAAGCUGUCCAAAGUGCAACAAUGGCUUUUUCAUUAGCUGAGGCAAGGCUUCAAGUAGCUAUAGAAUCUUUGGAGGCUGCAAAAGAAAUUCCUGAUUCAGUGCAAGAUUCUAAUGAGAGCAAUGGUGAUAAGGACACAACAGAAGAGGAGAAAGCUAUUCUGUUUGCUCAAGAAGACAUGAAGGCAUGCCAGGCUAAUUUAGCCAAUUGUGAGGCAGAGCUGAAGCGCUUGCAAAAUAAAAAGGAGGAGUUGCAGAAGGAACUUAGCAAUCUGCAAGAAAUUGCGGAAAAGGCUCAGCUGAAUGCAGUGAAAGCUGAAGAGGAUGUUACAAACAUAAUGCUUUUAGCAGAGCAAGCUGUUGCCUUUGAACUUGAGGCUACACAACGUGUAAAUGAUACAGAGAUUGCCUUACAGCGAGCAGAUAAGUCUAUUUCUAAUUCAAAUGCUGAUACCAUAGAAACUAUACAAGCACAGGAUGUUGUGGUUGUUCCUGAGGAGGAGAAAGAUGUUCAAGGUUCUUCCGGAGAUGUCACUGUUGAAAGGCACAGGGAUUUGGCAAUUGAUGAUGAAUCUUUGCUUGCCAAGUUAUCACCUGAAACACUAUCUGAUAAGACCAGCCAAAUUUCAGAAGACAAAACACAGUCUGGUUAUUUAAGUGACAACGAGAGUGCUGUUCAAACAAAAAAGCAGGAAACUCAGAAAGAUUUGACCAGAGAUAGUUCUCCCAAGUCAUUAUUGAAAAAGUCUUCUCGAUUCUUUUCUGCAUCAUUCUUCUCUUUUACUGAAGAUGGUGCUGAGUUCACACCAGCAGCAGUUUUCCAGGGCCUUGUGUUAUCUGUACAGAAGCAGUUGCCCAAGCUAAUAUUUGGGCUACUGUUAAUGGGAGCAGGGGUUGCCUUGUAUGCCAAUAGAGCAUAUAAGAAUUCUCAACUGCUUCCGCAGGCAGAUGUAAUUGUGACGAGUGUCGAAGAAGUUUCCUCUAGUGCAAAACCUCUGGUUAGGAAACUUCAUAAGCUCCCCAAGAAAAUCAAGAAAAUCAUUGCAUCAUUACCUCAUCAAGAGGUGAAUGAGGAAGAAGCAUCCCUCUUUGACAUGCUCUGGUUAUUACUUGCAAGUGUUAUAUUUGUGCCAAUAUUUCAAAAAAUCCCUGGAGGCAGUCCUGUUCUUGGCUACUUGGCCGCUGGUAUCUUGAUUGGGCCUUAUGGUCUCUCUAUCAUUCGUCAUGUUCAUGGGACAAAAGCAGUAGCUGAAUUUGGAGUUGUUUUCCUUUUAUUCAAUAUUGGCCUGGAGCUCUCUGUGGAAAGGCUUAGUUCAAUGAAGAAAUAUGUCUUUGGAUUAGGCUCUGCACAGGUUUUGGCAACUGCUAUAGCUGUUGGCUUGGUGGCUCAUUAUUUUUGUGGCCUAUCUGGCCCUGCUGCUAUUGUCAUUGGGAAUGGCCUGGCAUUGUCAUCAACUGCCGUUGUUCUACAGGUGUUGCAGGAGAGAGGUGAGAGCACAUCACGGCAUGGACGAGCUACAUUUUCUGUUUUACUUUUUCAGGAUCUGGCUGUUGUGGUUUUGCUAAUACUCAUACCUCUUAUUUCUCCUAAUUCUUCCAAAGGAGGGGUUGGUUUUCAAGCUAUUGCUGAAGCUCUUGGACUGGCUGGGGUUAAGGCAGCAGUGGCCAUCACUGCCAUAAUUGCAGGUGGACGGUUGUUGCUUCGACCAAUAUACAAGCAGGUUGCAGAAAAUCAAAAUGCUGAAAUUUUCUCAGCCAAUACACUCCUUGUUAUUCUUGGCACAAGUCUUCUUACAGCCAGGGCAGGACUUUCCAUGGCAUUGGGAGCAUUUUUGGCUGGUUUACUACUGGCAGAAACUGAAUUUUCCUUACAAGUUGAAUCUGAUAUUGCUCCAUAUCGUGGCCUUCUGUUGGGGCUCUUCUUUAUGACGGUUGGAAUGUCUAUUGAUCCAAAACUUCUUGUUUCAAACUUCCCAGUCAUCACAGGGACUCUAGGGCUCUUAAUAUGUGGCAAGACUAUCUUGGUUUCUUUGAUGGGUAGAAUUUUUGGAAUUUCUCUCAUUUCUGCCAUAAGAGUUGGUCUUCUUCUUGCUCCUGGUGGAGAAUUUGCAUUUGUGGCUUUUGGUGAAGCUGUUAAUCAGGGCAUAAUGUCUUCCCAGAUGUCAUCUUUGCUGUUUCUUGUUGUGGGAAUUUCAAUGGCCAUCACACCGUGGCUAGCUGUAGGAGGCCAGCUGAUUGCUUCCCGUUUUGAGCAGCAUGAUGUUAGAAGUUUAUUACCCAUAGAAAGUGAGACCGAUGAUCUGCAAGAUCAUAUCAUUAUUUGUGGAUUUGGACGAGUCGGCCAGAUCAUUGCCCAACUUCUUUCUGAGCGACUUAUUCCAUUUGUUGCACUGGAUGUAAGAAGUGAUAGAGUGGCUGUUGGGCGAGCCCUAGAUCUCCCUGUGUACUUUGGAGAUGCUGGUAGUCGAGAGGUACUACAUAAGGUUGGGGCUGAAAGGGCAUGUGCUGCAGCAAUAACUCUGGAUACGCCCGGUGCAAAUUAUAGAACAGUUUGGGCUCUGAGCAAGUACUUCCCAAAUGUGAAGACUUUUGUCCGUGCCCAUGAUGUUGAUCAUGGAUUGAAUUUAGAAAAGGCUGGAGCUACUGCUGUUGUCCCAGAGACCUUGGAACCAAGUCUUCAACUAGCAGCUGCUGUGCUAGCUCAGGCUAAACUCCCCACAUCAGAGAUUGCAGCAACUAUAAAUGAAUUCAGAUCCCGACAUCUGGCUGAGCUCACGGAGCUGUGUGAAGCAAGUGGAAGUUCUCUUGGUUAUGGUCAUAAUAGAAUUAUGAGCAAACCCAAAUCUCAAUCCCCGGAUACUUCAGAUGAGACCCAAGUUUCUGAAGGGACACUCGCAAUGUGAACAUUACCGCGCAUCCCCAAAGUAGAUGGCAGAAGAAAACGAGAGAAGAAAACAAGAGUUAGGAAAAAAAAAAUAGUGAAAAGAUGUAUAGCAGAUUGUGAGUCCAUUGUUAUGUACAGAAAUAUAGCCAGAUAGAACAAAAUGCAAUAGUUUUAUUUUCUCUUUUCCCAGAAAAUUUUGGUUACCAACCUCUUUCAUAUUUCUGGUAAGAGGAUGAUAUCCCUGUAGUUGUCUGUGCCAUUGGCAUUGUUUCAUUUGCCUUGGCUUAAGAAAAACAUGUCUUGUUUCCAUUGCAUAUCACGAAUAUGCCAAUGCCUUGGACAAUUAGGGCGACAGCGAUCCACGAAUUCAAACUAGAUAUUUCUCUGUUUUGUUUUUGGCCAAAUGCAUCGUUUAGAAGGGAAGUUAUUAUUACUAAGGGUACCGAUUAGGAAAUAAAUGGGAAAGAACGAGAUGGAAUUAUAUUUCUUUUAAU